AUGGAUGGGGUGGUGGCGGCCGCCGAGAAAUGGGCAACAAUAUAUUCGUGGAGCCUUCUGAAAGAUCAAGGUGUGGAGAUUGCAACUUGGAGGGACACAACACUAGAGGUUGCAGCAGCCAGCAAUCUAGAAAACGAUCAAAGAGGAACGCGGCAAGCACAAGCCAACAUGGUGGCAGCCAACAAGGUACUGCCUAGCAAGCUCCAAGCCAACUUGGUGGCAGCCAACAAGGAAGUACACGAGAUGGUUGUAGCCAACAAGGUCCUAGCCAAGGAGUUAGCCAACACGGAUGUACACGAGAUGGUUCUAGCCAACAAGGUCCUAGCCAAGGAGUUAGCCAACAUGGAAGUACACGAGAUGGUUCUAACCAACAAGGUCCUAGCCAAGGAGUUAGCCAACAUGGAAGUACAUGAGAUGGUUCUAGCCAACCAGGACGUACCCGAGGGAGAGGUCGCCAACGAGGUAUGGCCGGUACUCAACCUCCGAAGGCGCCACCUAAGUGGGACGAUGAAGAGGAGAGGGACAAGGGUGAGAGGCCAGGGUGGUGGAAAGGCAGCUGAGAUGAAGGUGAAAGAGCAGGAAGCAAGGGAGAGGGAGAAGGAAAGAAUUAGGAAGCACAAUGAGGAAGUUCAAGAGGAUUCUCGAAUGAGAUUUGAGGCGCACAUGUACAGUUGGAACCGGGAAAUUUGGUUGAAGCAACAAGCUGAGCUUAGGAAGAAAGAACAAGUAAGGAAAUUAACUGAGUCAUGGGAAAGGGCUGAGAAAGAAGCCGCCAAGAUGAGGGAGAGGGAGGAGAAGGAAUGGAAGGAGAAGCUGGUUCGUGAGGCUAGUCGCGCAACAGCACUCGACGAGGAAGCAGAGCUGAAGGAGAGGAAGGGAAAUGGUCCUUGUUCGACCCAAUAG
This is a messenger RNA of Brachypodium distachyon (stiff brome), 903 nucleotides long. RefSeq names its product golgin subfamily A member 6-like protein 2. Bases 1 to 903 code for a protein of 300 amino acids. NCBI's taxonomy places the organism in Eukaryota, Viridiplantae, Streptophyta, Magnoliopsida, Poales, Poaceae. The transcript is spliced from 2 exons. The record is from RefSeq and is a predicted model, not a curated record.